UAGGAAGCUCUCACCAAUCCCCAAACUAGAGAAUCCCUCUCCUCUCUCUCUCACGGUUUGAGUCUCUUCCAAUUCACCCAUCAGGCGAUUAUCUCCGUCUCUCGUCGCAGGUGAGGUGACUGACAGACGACGCCGAAGAAGAUGAUUAUCAGCAUGAAGGGGUCGACUAUGGUGCAUCUGACAGAGGAGACGCCGCAACAAAGACUGUGGAACUCUAAAGUGGACCUAGUGGAACUCUAGCAGUUCGGCUUCGAACAAUUUCGUCGAUUGGAAAGUGCUCAAGGAAGCUCUAAGCAAGGCUCUUGUGCCGUUCUAUCCCAUGGCUGGGAGAUUGAAGAGGGACGAAGAUGGUUGGAUUGAGAUCAACUGAAGAGGCUCGUGUGCCAUUUUAUCCCGUGGAAACAGAAACUGGUUUGGUCAUCGAUGGUUUCGAUGACUUUGCGCCCAUCAUGGAGCUCAAGCAGCUUAUUGUGGCAUCUCUUUGUAUCUACACGCACGCACAAGCUGCUUACACGUGAAACGGUCAAUCUAUUCUCACUAGUAGAUUUUAUUGAGAAAAUAUCCAUUAUAUAUAGAUAACAUCAAGUACGAAAAAUGUUAUCGAUGCACGGCUGCGAUGCGCUGUAAGGUUGGUGUGAGACGCGCUUAAGUGAGGAGUAAAUCCGAUCUCGCCUGUACCUAGUCCGAAGGCCCCGAACUCGGUAUAGGAUUCGAAGCUCAAGCAAGGUCAGCCCAGAUAAAUCGGGGCUGGGUAAAUUUUGGUCGAUAAAACCCGGCCCAAGAUUUACUAGUACAAGCGCCGUCCGACUGUCCGAGGUGCAAAAAGACUAAAACCCUUCCCAAACCCUUCUAUCAAACUCUUAACUGCAAAAAUCGAAACCAUUUUGCUCACCGUCUUCGGUUGAUCCAUGGAUGCAAAUUUUGUAUUCGAAGCCCCUAGUGACGAAGAGCUCGAAAACGUGGAAGAGGAAGAAAGUGAAACACAAAAAUCUCAAUCUCCAUGGGAAUUUUCUGCAUACUCUGAAUCAGUCGCCGAAGAGCAUACGCGAAGGAGCACAACUUCCAUAGAUUUCAAGAUCUCCAGAGCCCGCGAAGAAUGUGCAAUCCCGCUACUCAAUCACAGCGACGACGAUAGCGCUGAAUACGAACCAGAUAAGCAAGAAAACUACAAGCCUGAAGAAGGCGACGAUGAUAAGAAUGUUAGGGACAGUAAGUCCUUCUUUGCGCCUUCGGAUGGGGCUUCGUUCCAUGCGAAUUCAUUCAUGGAGCUUAAUCUCUCUCGUCCACUGCUUCGAGCUUGUGAAGCAUUAGGGUACCAUAAGCCAACACCGAUUCAGGCAGCCUGCAUACCUCUUGCGUUAACUGGGCGUGAUAUCUGCGGAAGUGCUAUAACUGGUUCUGGAAAGACGGCUGCUUUCACAUUACCUGUGUUGGAGAGAUUGCUAUUCCGCCCCAAACGUGUACAUGCAAUAAGGGUCCUAGUUCUAACUCCCACUAGGGAAUUGGCUGUACAAGUUCAUAGUAUGAUAGAGAAGCUUGCACAAUUUACUGAUAUCAGAUGUUGCCUGGUUGUUGGUGGUCUCUCAACAAAGAUGCAAGAGGCAGCCUUGAGAUCAAUGCCAGAUAUUGUUGUGGCCACUCCAGGGCGUAUGAUAGAUCAUCUGCGUAAUUCUCAGUCUGUGGGCUUGGAAGAUCUUGCAGUUCUGAUCCUUGAUGAGGCAGAUCGCCUUUUGGAACUUGGGUUUAGUGCUGAAAUUCGUGAGCUGGUUCGCGUAUGUCCCAAAAGGAGACAGACCAUGCUAUUUUCAGCUACAAUGACUGAGGAAGUUGACAAGCUAAUCAAGCUUUCUCUAACUAAGCCUGUCCGUCUUUCUGCUGAUCCAUCUACAAAAAGACCUGCAACACUGACUGAGGAGGUGGUUAGAAUACGUCGUUCACGUGAAGUAAAUCAAGAGGCAGUUCUUCUUGCAUUAUGCUCGAAGACAUUCAUAUCCAAAGUGAUCAUUUUCAGUGGAACAAAACAAGCUGCACACAGGUUAAAAAUUUUAUUUGGGCUAGCAAGUUUUAAAGCUGCUGAGCUACAUGGAAAUCUUACACAAGUUCAACGCCUUGAUGCUUUGGAACUUUUCAGAAAGCAGCAAGUGGACUUCUUGAUUGCAACUGAUGUUGCUGCUCGUGGACUUGACAUAAUUGGUGUUCAAACGGUUAUAAAUUUUGCAUGCCCUCGUGACCUUACAAGCUAUGUUCAUCGAGUUGGUCGUACGGCAAGAGCUGGGAGAGAAGGAUAUGCUGUUACAUUUGUCACUGAUAAUGAUCGAUCUGUCUUAAAAUCCAUUGCAAAGCGAGCUGGUUCAAAAUUGAAGAGUCGAAUAGUUGCAGAGCAAUCAAUAGCUAAGUGGUGUCAGAUUAUUGAACAAAUGGAAGAUCAAGUUGCUGUCAUUCUUCAAGAGGAGAGGGAGGAAAGGGCCCUAAGAAAAGCUGAAAUGGAAGCAUCAAAGGUGGAAAAUAUGAUUGCACACAGGGAGGAAAUUUAUUCACGUCCUAAAAGAACUUGGUUUGCAACAGAAAAGGAGAAAAAGCUUAUAGCUAAGGCUGCAAAAGCUUCUAUGGAGAAAGACAAGAACUCUGCAAGCGAGGUAAUCAGUGCACAACAAGCUGAAGACUUAAAAAUGAAGGAAAAGAGAAAGCGGGAGCGUGAGAAAAAUCUGCCACGAAAGAAGCGUCGAAGAUUGGAAGCAGCUCGAGAAAGGUUGGAGGAUGAAAACCAAACUGAUGAGUUGGAAGAGGGAAGUGGAAACAGUAAGAAGGAAAAAGUAGGAAAAUUAUUGGUUGAUGUGGCUUAUCGACGAGCAAAAGCAGCAAAGGCCAUAAAGAAGGCACGUGAUGCUGGAAAGGUUGUGAAAAAAACUGGAAAAACAUUAAAACGUCAUUCCCAAAGAAACCAAUCACGGGCAGAAGAGAUGAAGGAAUUAUUCCAAAAUGAUAUGAGUGAAAAGAAGCAGAAAAGAAACACUAACGGAGCAGGAAAGAGAAAAUCUAAGAAUUCAUUCAAGAGCAAGUCACGGUAUAAGCGCAGAUAGUAACAAGUUUUCAUCUUAAGACUUUGUUGGACCAUUGUCCAAUGUCCAUACAGUGAAACACCGAGUACUUAUUGUUCCUACUAACGAAAGGUGGAACAGCUGAUCACUCUUAUUGAAGUCAUGUUGAUGUACAUCCACAGGCUCCAAGUACAUGUAUUUAUAUGAAUAUUAUUUAACAUUUCAAACUGGCCAAGUUUGGCGAAGAGGAUCAGUGGCUGUUGUUUUGUUAAUUUUUGUUUACAAUAUCAUUCCCAUCAGUAUUUUCUUCAAACAUCAUAUUUAGGCUUGGUUUGUUUGAAGUGCAAUUUCAUUUGUACUGGUUUAAAAGUAUGAGAGUGCAAAUGAGUUUAGAGUAAA
Molecule: messenger RNA, 3437 nt
Organism: Nelumbo nucifera (sacred lotus)
Lineage: Eukaryota; Viridiplantae; Streptophyta; Magnoliopsida; Proteales; Nelumbonaceae
Product: DEA(D/H)-box RNA helicase family protein
Cellular component (GO): cytosol
Molecular function (GO): RNA helicase activity; ATP binding; nucleic acid binding
Source: RefSeq, a predicted model, not a curated record